This is a messenger RNA of Owenia fusiformis, 761 nucleotides long. Lineage: Eukaryota; Metazoa; Annelida; Polychaeta; Sabellida; Oweniidae. The record is from the annotation of a GenBank genome assembly.
AUGACACUCGUAAUCAAAGCAAGACCAGUUGUGGAAGACAAAGGUACAAGGUUCAACGAUCCAAUAAAUGCCAGUGUGAGAGUCCGCAUGGAGAAGGAGUUGGAAGGGCAUAGGGCUAAGUUAUCCUAUGAAGACAUUCAACAUGCAGUGAAGAGAAGAUUCCAAGCUGCAAGAACCAUCUAUCUACAGCAGAAUAGAGAUGAAACACAAAAAACUGCUGUUAAGAACAAGAAGAAAAUGACUUCAAGAUGGCACCAUAAAACCAAAAGUCGGUCAAAGGUCCUUCCAUUAAUGACAGGUUGGAGUGAAGCCAAGAAAGAGAGGGUAAAGAGUAUAUUGUUGGACGAGUUCAUAUCUAGUGAUGAAAGUGACGUAGAAGGAGAACAAAAUGGAAAGGCAAGGCUAAAGACUGCAAGAAAACUAACCUGGGAAAGCCAGAGGUUGAGAAAAUAUAAAAAUGAAUUUGAUACUGCAUAUCUGAAAACGCUAUCUAAAGCAGCAAAGAAAACCUUUUGCAUACCAACACGUAAUGAUGCUGUUAGAUCUUCUAGAACUCCCCAAGAAAAUGCCCCAGAGUGGGCAAUUUCAUCGGAUUGACAACAAAGACAAUGAGUUUCAUAAAAUGGUAGACUAGGCUAUAACUUGUGUUCUAACUUGUAUUCAAAUAUUACUGUGUCUUACCAAACCCAAUGUCCUGUUUAAGAACCCCUAUUCUUACUUUCGAAAAUGGACUCUUGUAAUACUAUACCACAUGAAUCUAC